GAAAAAGAUAGGGACAUGUUCAGGGGAACGUGACAAAAUAAAAGGUUCAGCGGCUACUUCUCUUGCGUUGGAUAGACGCGCUCCGGAGCGCAUUGAUGCUUCAAAGGCACUGCCUUUUGGUUGCUCUCUCCUACCUGACAUAAAAGAAGCCUUUGGACUGAUUAACUCCAGCUCCAGGAUGGCGAACCUGGAGCCCCCGGCCCGGCAGUAGCCCACAGCGAGUGGGGGAGGGGGGGGCAGAGGUGCGGUCAACAUGGAGCAGGUGGAGGUGGAGCACGGGUACGAGUACACUACCAGGGACGGCCUCCGGGUGGCCAUCCUGCCCCGGGAACGCUACCUUCUGGUCGCCAAGACCAGCGACCACUGGUGGCACGUGAGCAAGGACCCGAGCAGCAAGCCUUUCUACAUCCCAGCGCAGUAUGUGAAGGGGUGCGCGUCCCCAGGCGACGGUCCUUGGGGCACGGGGCUCGAUGCCAGGCCUCCGACGGAGAGUCUGGGUGGAAGUGAACCGUUGGAUGAGUCGUCAGACCUGGGGCCGAUGGGAGGGCCUGCAGGGGAUGCCUGGCCGUCCCCUCUGGAUGAGGAGUUCACGAGCCCUGUGCACCCCAGGACACGAGGAGCAGGAGGAGCAGCAGCAGAAUCCCAACAAUAA
Molecule: messenger RNA, 652 nt
Organism: Gadus chalcogrammus (walleye pollock)
Lineage: Eukaryota; Metazoa; Chordata; Actinopteri; Gadiformes; Gadidae
Product: rho GTPase-activating protein 27-like
Exons: 3
Coding region: 254-652 (132 amino acids)
Molecular function (GO): protein binding
Source: RefSeq, a predicted model, not a curated record